AUGAAAUUAUGUCCCCAAUGAUUUUAGCCGGAUUUGGCAUCUUCUAUUGGCUUCAUAAUCUUGAGAAGUUCAUGUUUCAUUAGCGUUUUUCUCAUUUCACAUGGAAAGUGUUCAUUUCUUUUGCCUUCAAUUUGGAAUGAAGACUCUCUCUCUGGGAAGAGACUCUGCUGUUGCCUGUAACCACAUUGUGGCAGCUGAUUCAAUCUGGAAUCUUGACGAUUUGUGUUUGGAGUUAUUUAACAUCUUUGGCUCUUCUAAAGAUCUGUUGAAGACCAAGUUCAAUUUCUUUCGUUGUGUCUCUGCUUCCGAGCCCUUUAUUCUGGUUCAUCAUUAUCCAGCACUGAGAAUGCUAAAUCGUCAGCUCUCGAUAGGUUGCCAACAGUUUUCCGGCGGCUUUUGCAACUCUCUUUGUCUACAACACCAAAAAAUCUUCAGCCCAAGAAUUACAGCCAAAAUUUGAUGAGGAACAAGCAAAGCUUCGUCACAUAGCCCAUAUCUCUUGGUUUUGGCCGGAAAUCCAUCUGGAAUUCCAUCUCCAACCAUUAAAAGCUGCAUCCUUAUGUUAUAAAACAAGCCUGAUAUGGCAUGACCUGAAAAGGUACAACCUAGCCGCUUCUUGCUUUGAAUGGAUGGUAUCCAGUGAGUUUUCCGGCGAUGAAGUGUAGGAGCUUCUCUUCGAUCUCUAGAUUGCUUUCUGUACGACUGCACGGGACUCAUCAUAGAAGCCUUUAGCCCUAACCUUCCUUGCUCGAGCCCAAAAUGUCCUCUCUGAAAACCCAAACCCUAGCCCUAGCGGCCAUUACAAGCUCACAAACUAGUCCCUUAUCUCCAAGGAGGACAAAACCAGUGGAUCGAGAGGAUCUGAGCCAUUGAAGCUCUUAUUCAACGGUCUUGAUCUAUACGAAGACGGGAAUACUCUCUUAGUGAGUAAGGGAUAGAGACAGGGAGGAUGGUGGGGUCUCGUCAUCCACCGAAUAUGCUGUUUGGGUCAUCGAUAGUGCAGUUUAGACCUCUCUAAGGGCAGAUAGGGGUUACCUUGGCCUACAUCUACGCCGAAAGGCAAAUAUUUGGUGCGGUGAGCGUGGAACACAAGGCAUUCCUUGAAGGCAAAUAUGUUGUGUUCGAUUGCUGCUGUGCUCCCCUCUAAUGCCGGACCCUUGGUGAGCCUGAGCCGGAUAUGAAACCCACUUCUAAAAGUGACAUUUGGAAAUGCAAUUUGUACCAUAUGCAAACCAGCCACCAAGUCAUGUUUUGAGUCUCCGAUAUGUCUCUGUCGAGUUGUGUUUCGACUGUCUAAUUCAGUUGUGUUUGUUGAUCCGCUACUGAUUUCUGUUGACUUUUUCAAGUGCAUCCUGUUUGAUGAUUGAAUUUAUGUAUCUUGGUUGAUGACCAAGUUUUCUAUUACUUGAUCAUAUUUAACAAUUGAGUUUUAUGUUACUCAAUCUUGUUGGAUGAUGGAGUUUUUCGUUACAUCAUCUUAUGUGAUGAUCGAGUUUAUACAAUCCCGUCUAUUCCAGAUGCUUAUGUUUAAUAAUUGAGUUUUCUAUUAUUUUAUCCUAUUGGAUGAUGGAGUUUUCCGUUACUCCAUCAUAUGUGAUGAUCAAGUUUACUCGAUCUUGUCUG
Molecule: messenger RNA, 1623 nt
Organism: Amborella trichopoda
Lineage: Eukaryota; Viridiplantae; Streptophyta; Magnoliopsida; Amborellales; Amborellaceae
Source: RefSeq, a predicted model, not a curated record